UGAAGAGAUCAGUAUAAAUGGAUAUCAGGAGAUCCAGAUCAUGAGAUUUGGGAAAUAACAAGUUCGAGUCCAUUAGUUCAAAAUGAUUUACAAUGAGACCAAGAGGCGGGGUGGAUUCAAGGCGUGCACGUUCAUUUUCGUCUUGGGAGCUCUGGAGAAUAUUGGAUUCGUAGCAAACAUGUCGAUUAUGGUUCUCUACUUCCACCGCGCACUCUUUUUCGACGUAUCCCACUCCGCAAACACUCUCACCAACUUCCUAGGAUCGACGUUCUUGCUCACCGUUUUGGGAGGCUUCAUCUCGGAUACUUACUUGAACAGGCUCCACACAUGCCUCAUUUUUGGAUUUCUUGAAAUUAUGGGACUACUAAUGGUGACCAUCCAAGCAAAUUCCAAGACACUGCAGCCUGAUUCCUGCAACAAACCGAGCUGUAUAAAGGGCGGUGAGGCCAUCAUGUUUUAUACCUCUUUGUGUGUGUUGGCUUUAGGCUGCGGUGGGGUUAAGGGAUCUAUUGCUGCGCUUGGAGCGGAUCAGUUUGAUCGGAAGGACCUGAAGGGAGCAAAGGCUCUUGCAAGCUAUUUCAACUAUUUUCAGUUUAGUACAACUGUAGGAUCAUUGAUAGGAGUGACAUUAGUUGUUUGGAUUGCACUGAAUAAAGGCUGGCACUGGGCAUUCUUCACCGGUUUUGCAGCCGCAUUCAUUGGUUUCGUCGUUCUUGCACUCGGGAAGAACUUCUAUUUAUUCCAACCAUUAGCAGAUAGCCCCAUUAUUAGGUUAUCACAGGUCAUUUUGGCAGCAGUACACAACAGGCACUUGAAGUUGCCUGAGAACUCUGAUGAAUUGCAUGAAAUUGAUGAUAAAGAAAGAGAUGCCUCUGAAGAUAAGCUUCUGCACACCAACCAGUUCAGGUUCCUCGACAAAGCUGCAGUUCUUUGGGACGGGACGAGCACCGGCCAGCCAGGGAGAGUAUGCACAGUGACACAAGUCGAAGAAGUCAAGAUACUGAUAAGGAUGCUGCCCAUCUUUGCCAGCACAAUCAUAAUGAACACAUGCUUGGCUCAAUUGCAGACCUUCUCAGUACUCCAAGGAUACUCCAUGGAACCUCACUUGGCCACACUAAACAUCCCCACUGCUUCAAUCCCGGUAAUCCCUUUACUCUUCAUGGCCAUUCUCCUUCCACUGUAUGAGUUCUUCUUCAUCCCAUUCGCACGCAAGAUCACAGGCCAUCCAAGCGGCAUAACUCAGCUCCAACGUGUAGGCAUCGGCCUCAUCCUCUCUGUUGCCUCAAUGGGAAUAGCCGGUGUUGUUGAGGUGAAACGAAGGGAUCAAGCUCUGAAGCAUCCAGACAAGCCGAUCAGCCUCUUCUGGCUUUCAUUCCAAUACGGCGUGUUUGGGGUGGCCGACAUGUUUGCAAUGGUAGGACUAAUGGAGUUCUUCUACAAAGAAGCUCCGUCUGGGAUGAGGUCUCUUGCUACUUCUUUCGCGUUGUUGUCGUUGUCGUUCGGCUAUUUCUUGAGCACUGCCUUUGUGAACAUUGUGAAUGCUGUUACUGAGAAGGUUGCAGCAAAUAAACAAGGAUGGCUUCAGGCAGCACACUUGGAGCAUAACAAAUUGGAUUACUUCUACUGGUUUUUGGGCAUCCUUAGUGGCCUCAAUUUUGUGAACUACUUGUUUUGGGCAUCAUGGUACAAGUACAGAUCAGAUCAUGUCAAAGAUUCUGCUCAGAAUUUAGGAUGAUGAGUUAAGGUUAAGUUCUACCAGAAGAUGCUACAACGAUAGGACCAGAACUAUGCGUACGACAAGUGUAUUACACUUAUCAUAUAAUUAGUAUAUAAUAUAAGAAAAAUGACCAAUCAUGUAAUUAUAUUUGUUAUACUAUCGAUUUGAUCUAACCAAACUUAGUCUGAAUAAAAAUUCUUGUACGUGAACUUUGUUUUGGAUCACUGUGAGUCUGUAACCCAUGAAAUUAAUGAAGCAACU
Messenger RNA from Sesamum indicum (sesame), 1978 nucleotides. Its product is annotated as protein NRT1/ PTR FAMILY 4.6-like. Gene Ontology annotation, cellular component: membrane. Gene Ontology annotation, biological process: transmembrane transport. The record is from RefSeq and is a predicted model, not a curated record. Gene Ontology annotation, molecular function: transmembrane transporter activity. Lineage: Eukaryota; Viridiplantae; Streptophyta; Magnoliopsida; Lamiales; Pedaliaceae.